AUGUUUUCAAAACUCAAAUCAAGAAAAGCCCCACUAUCGCUCAACUCUAUAUCAAAUACCUUGAAAACCAAGGGGGCCAAGAACUUAUCCCCGGAAGAAAUCAAUGCUAAAAAAAUUGAUAUAGAAGUGAUUAAUCAACUUGGGGUACCCAAGGACUCCAUUACUGCAAUAGCAUAUGAUCCAGUUCAAUCCCUACUUGCAAUUGCCACGAAAGACAAUGAUGUUCGAGUAUUUGGUCAAAUUAAUGUUGAGGUUGUGUUUGAAUUCAACAUCAAGCAUCCGAUUGUAUCACUUCGAUUUGUCAAGGGCGUUUAUUUACUUUGUACAUCACCAGGUUCCGGGCUCACAAUACUUUCCUUACACUCAAAACAGAUCAUUGGAACAUUUUCCUUCCCGGGAACUGUAACAGCUGCUGAGACUGACCCAUCAUUGGACUGGGCUAUAUUCGGUCUUGCAAACGGAAGCUUGAUAUUUUACGAUGUGGAUAGAUUAAACUUGACCCAAUUCCGAAUCGAUAACCUACAAAAGAAAGUCAUGCCAAAGGAAAAGAUGUCGCCCGUUGUGUCUAUUGAAUGGCAUCCGCGUGAUAUUGGAACUUUAUUGGUUGCUUAUAAUCAAUGCGCCGUAGUAUAUUCCUUGGUCACUGGACAAAUCAAAAGUACUUUGACUUAUACCUUGUUAAAAGAACACAAGGGUUUCCAAUAUUCGAACCACAUCGCCACUGGAGGGAAAAAGAAGUUAUUUGGAUCGCUGAAAUCGAUUACACCGUUGAUCAAAGAGGCUCAUUUCCAUCCUAAUGGGCUUCACGCAGUAACGGUCCACAAUGACAAUACUAUUGUAUUUUGGGAUAUCGAAGGAGGAGUUCUAUUGGAAGCAAGAACAUUGUAUGAAACACAGCUCCACAAGCCAGGAGCGUAUUUGGAAGUUCCAGAACAUUUUAACCCUAUUGAACAGGUUAAAUGGAUUUGUGGAGAAGACCCCGAGGAAACUAGAUUAAUAGUCAGUGGAGGCGAUCCAGAUGCUACCAAUACCAUUACUGUGAUGGACUUUGGAUACACUUUGAAAUAUUCCAUGACAUCGCAUGAAAAACAAGGAAUAUUCUACUCCAAUCCUCAAGGUGGCCAACGCAAGAUACCAAUCAGCAUUUAUUUGAAUGAGAAUGAUGUUGAUGGAGCUGUAACCGAGGUAAUAACCAAGAUUCAACCAGUGACCCAAACUGGUUCUCCGUAUUUCCAUGAUGGCCACAAUCCUGCAUUCUUGUUACUUGUGUCAAACUUGGGCAGGUUAUACGUGGUGGCAUUUUCAGAUAAAGCAGGUGGCCAAGGUAGUGGUGAUUUGGGUAAUACAAUACUUCCCACAUCGCUAUCAUUGAUUGUGCCACCGUUGUGUUAUUGCGAUGUGCAAUCAAUCGUUCGAAUUGAUUGGUAUAGUAUCAUGUCAAGUCGUGCAUCACAAGGUGUUAGCUCAAAAGUGAGGCCACUCCUUUAUGGUGGAGCUCCUGUACCUUUAGCUAAAAUGUACAAGCCUCUCGGGUUCAACGACGGACUUCGUAAUAUAAUGAUCACUGGACACGAAAAUGGGUUGGUACGAUUUAUUGACAUCACGAAAGGUGAGCAACUGGGUGGCGAAAGCAUCGUUCAGGUUGCGUUGAAACCAACGUUGUAUGAUUACCAUAACCCAGCAAAUCUCAAAGUGAUAAAAGUAUCUUGCUCUUUCCAAACGCGUCAACUUUUAGUUGGCUUGGCUUCAGGUGAAGUGGUUAUUUGCCGGUUUGGUAAAACCCCAAAUGUCAAGAAUGCUGGGAUCAGCUCUUCCAAGGACUACAGUGAUUGUCCUAUCCAUCACGGGAAUGGCUGCGCGCUGCUUGUUGAUAUUAGCGGUAGGAUUUCUGGAUCCGUGGCUACCUCAGCUUCUUUUUUGCCGUUGUAUUUGUUGAGGCUUGAUCCAUCAGAGCAAAUUUCAGUACUUAAAAUGAGUGAUUCUGGAUUUGCUGCUGUUGGUUAUAAAUCAGGACGGUUGGUUGUUUGUGAUAUAUCAAGAGGACCCGCCGUGAUUUUCAAUCUUGCUAACGUAAAGGAAAACUUGGUUUCUGUUACUGGGAAUUGCUAUCCAACUGUACUCGAAUUCUCCAUUAUGGAGUUUGGCAUAGACGGAUACUCAUCGUUAGUUUUGAAUGUGGGAACAAAUUGUGGAGGUAACUUGUUGUUUUACAAAAUAACCCCCAUGGGCAACGGAGGGUAUCAAGUUGAAUUUGCUAAUAAAACAGCGCAUCUCAAUUACAGAACAGCCGAUGGAGGUGAUGCAGAAGCUUCCAAACUUCUGCAGUUGAUCCCCAUUGAUGCUCAAUAUGGAUUAUCAGCAGUUGCCGAUGAAAAAAAGUUUAAUCAGUUGGCAACCGGUGUUCCUAUUCCUGGGUAUAUUAUUACAGUAUCAGAUAGAGAUAUUAGAGUGAUUACACCACCAAAAACAAAACUAGCACACAAGGUGGUCGAAGAUGUGUGUUUGAAAGCAAGCGUGGUACAUUACAAAGACAAAGGGGUGGUAUUAGCUUUGCUUGUUAGAACUGGGUUUAUCAAGUUGUUGUCGCUACCCUCAUUGCACGACAUUGCCAACAUAAAACUACCAAAAGAGACAUACCGCAUGGUGCAAGAAUCUCUCGAAUCGGGAACUGCACUAGACUCUGAUUUGUUAUCCUCGGGAGAAAUGUUUGUUCGAACAUCAGCAACAGAGUCUGUUUACAUUUCCCCAUACGAAAAGACCAAAUCAAGGGACGAUAGUGAAACGGACAAGUUGUUCAAUCCAAAUGCUAUUAUUCCACCUAGACCAUCAGCCAGCACAUUGCUGUGGGCAAAAGGUCAAAUCAGUUAUGUUUCUGUUGAAGAUUUGGCUAUGCUUAUUGCUGGUCCACACAGAAAAGCACCAAAAACUGAGGAGUCAAAUUUGGCUCAUAAUAUCAGCCCUGAAGCUAACCCACAAGCAAAUUACGGUGGCUAUAAUGCCAGAGCACCCAGAGAAAAAGCGUAUGAAGAACCAGUUAGAAAAGCUGGUCAAGGAGCAGGAGGAUUUGGUGCCCCAGGGUUCAUGAGGUCUUUGCAAAAUGGAUUACAAACAGCCGAAGAGACAUUCAAUGAUUAUGCAACAAGUGCCAGUCAAACAUUCCAAGAUGGAUACGAAGAUCAGAAAAAAUCAUUUUAUAGUUCGGCAUUGCAAAGUAAGUUUGGUUUCUAG
Lodderomyces parapsilosis is the source of this 3228-nucleotide messenger RNA. It is a transcript of the gene SRO77, whose product is annotated as putative Rab GTPase-binding protein. The record is from RefSeq and is a predicted model, not a curated record. The transcript has a single exon. Gene Ontology annotation, biological process: establishment of cell polarity; regulation of protein secretion; regulation of exocytosis. NCBI's taxonomy places the organism in Eukaryota, Fungi, Ascomycota, Pichiomycetes, Serinales, Debaryomycetaceae. Bases 1 to 3228 code for a protein of 1075 amino acids. Gene Ontology annotation, molecular function: syntaxin binding; GTPase activator activity; myosin II binding. Gene Ontology annotation, cellular component: plasma membrane; cytoplasm.